AUGGAGAACGGAGCAUUAAAUCAAGGCGAAGGCAAGGAUCCUUCAUCCUUCCUGUCAGAUAUCAUUGGGUCAAGAGUCAUUGUGAAGCUCAAUAACUCUCUCGUCUUCAAAGGAGAAUUACAAUCAGUCGAUGGAUAUAUGAAUAUUGCGCUAGAGAAAUGUGAGGAAUGGGUUCAUGGAAAGAAGAAGACGGUUCAUGGAGAUGCUUUUGUGCGGGGCAAUAAUGGUGAGGAUUCUUCCUUCUGGACAUCAUCUCAAUAUGCGAAGCUAAUUCCGUUUGUCUUUUAG
Molecule: messenger RNA, 288 nt
Organism: Sclerotinia sclerotiorum 1980 UF-70
Lineage: Eukaryota; Fungi; Ascomycota; Leotiomycetes; Helotiales; Sclerotiniaceae
Exons: 2
Coding region: 1-288 (95 amino acids)
Biological process (GO): mRNA splicing, via spliceosome; maturation of SSU-rRNA
Cellular component (GO): U4/U6 x U5 tri-snRNP complex; U6 snRNP; P-body
Molecular function (GO): RNA binding
Source: RefSeq, a predicted model, not a curated record